Molecule: messenger RNA, 593 nt
Organism: Myripristis murdjan (pinecone soldierfish)
Lineage: Eukaryota; Metazoa; Chordata; Actinopteri; Holocentriformes; Holocentridae
Gene: ptges3l
Product: prostaglandin E synthase 3 like
Exons: 7
Coding region: 1-477 (158 amino acids)
Biological process (GO): protein folding; chaperone-mediated protein complex assembly
Cellular component (GO): nucleus; cytosol
Molecular function (GO): Hsp90 protein binding; protein-folding chaperone binding
Source: RefSeq, a predicted model, not a curated record
AUGAACAAGCCAAAAAUUGUCAGACCAGCAGAGUGUCAACCGGCACGGGCGCUUUGGUUUGACAGAAAAAAAUAUGUCACUGUUAACAUCACGGUUCAGAAACCUAAAGAUGUCCAGGUCGAUAUCCAGGCAGACAAAAUGGUUUUAUGCUGCAAAAAUGAUGAAGAUGAUGUGAUCUACAACGAGGUGUACUUCUAUGACAAAAUCGAGCCCAACGAUUCCAGAGAGAGAGUUUAUGAUCGCACUGUCAACUUCUUGCUGAGGAAGGUGAAGCCUGAUGUUGCAUGGCCACGUCUUCAGAAAGAUACAGCUAAGCCCAGCUGGAUUAAUGUAGACUUUGACAACUGGAGGGACUGGGCGAAUGAGGAAGACGAUGGGAAGGCAGAGUUUGAUGACUAUAUGGACAUGCUCCAAGACAUGGCCAACAGUAAAAAAGGAGAGGUACCAGAUAUGGGUGAUCUUAGUGAUUCGGACUAGGAGGAAAAUUCUUGGAUCCUUACCCGUGUUGGAGGACAUAAGCAGUGCAGUUACAUGCUCAGGAGCUACUUAAGAUCUUCUCACGGUUUCUAACUUUUGUAAUAAUGUUGCUGAUU